AUGUCGCCCACCCCUGCGCAGGGCGCCAGCGCCGGCGAGGAGUUGUCCACGGAGGUGGUGGUGGUCCGGCACGGGGAGACCGCGUGGAACGCCUCCCGCAUCGUCCAGGGGCAAAUGGACCCGGAGCUAAAUGAGGCUGGCAGGCAGCAAGCCGUUGUGGUGGCCCGCCGGCUGUCGAGAGAAGCCAAGCCUGCCGCCGUAUACUCUUCUGAUCUGAAGCGAGCCGCUGAGACUGCUGAAAUCAUAGCCAAAGCUUGUGGUGUAUCGAAUGUGGUGCUGAAUGAGGCGCUGAGAGAGAGGCACAUGGGGUAUCUCCAAGGCCUCAAGUGGGACGACGCCGUGGCUAAGAGUCCAGAUUCUUUCAGAGGCUUUGAUAUCUUCAAGAUCACUGAGGGUUCUGAUCCUGACAGCAGAAAUCAAGAACUGCCUGGUGGUGGAGAGAGCCUGAAUCAGCUGAAUGAGCGCUGCGUCUCCUACCUGAAUAAGAUUGCCCAAGAACACAUUGGGGAGCGGGUUGUGGUGGUCUCCCACGGCGCAACCAUACUGGAGCUCUGCCGGCACACUGAUCCACCCGACAGCUCCAUCCGCAGGCACAUUCCCAACACUUCGCUGAACGUUUUUCGUGUCUCCGGCGUCACCGGGCAGUGGAGCCUCGAGAGGUGUGGAGAUGUCAGCCAUCUCAAGGGAAAUGGCUUUCUGGAGAACUCGUUUGGGGGCGACGGGGCCUCGGCCUAA
This is a messenger RNA of Miscanthus lutarioriparius, 735 nucleotides long. The record is from the annotation of a GenBank genome assembly. NCBI's taxonomy places the organism in Eukaryota, Viridiplantae, Streptophyta, Magnoliopsida, Poales, Poaceae.